Messenger RNA from Gadus macrocephalus (Pacific cod), 2100 nucleotides. RefSeq lists its product as uncharacterized. NCBI's taxonomy places the organism in Eukaryota, Metazoa, Chordata, Actinopteri, Gadiformes, Gadidae. The record is from RefSeq and is a predicted model, not a curated record. The transcript is spliced from 2 exons. The coding region runs from base 7 to 1398 and encodes 463 amino acids.
UUGGUUAUGAGCGCAUUGGAUGCGUUUUGGGAAGCUCCAUCGGAGAGCUUGUUGUUAAAGCUAACGGUUAAACAGUUAAUAGAGGUGGCAGAACGGUAUUCCAUUGAGAUUACGUUGCCGAAAACUGCCAGGAAGGACCGUUUGGUAGAUUUGAUUUGUGAGAGUUUAAAGGUAAAAGACGUGUUGCCCUUCUUUUGUUCUCCGAUUGUUGAUCCAGUUAUGGAGCAGUCGCCCGGUCAGAAAUCUGAGUCCGCUAUGGCUUAUAGUGGGCUAUCUUUUGAGGAGCAAAAAGUUAUUUUGCAAAUGCAACUCGAGCACAAAAGAUUUGACGCGGAGGAAAGGGAGCAGGAACGUUUGUUGGAGCAGGAUAAGUUACGGUUGGAACAUCUUUGCCUGGACCUGAUGGCGGAGGGGAAAUAUGGGAAUUCCAAGCAGCCAUCGAGUCUUGCGAGUAUGGUUAAGUUUCUCCCUAAGUUCAAUGAGAGGGACCCAGAUGUUUUUUUUUCCCUGUUUGAAAGUGUCGCUAGUGAUCUGGAGUGGACUGGUGAGGAACAAGUUUUAUUUGCCGGAGAAGUGACGAUCGCUGUUCGUCCUUCGCUGCCUGUGGAUGGCAUUGAUUUGAUUUUGGGCAAUAAUUUGGGACAUGGUUCUGUUUUUCCUUUUCAAUCUCCGCCACCGCCUGUGGUCAGUAGGCCUACAGGAGGGGAACUGUCAGUUGAGUCUGACGAGUGUUCUGAGGAGUUCCCGAAGGUGUUCACUGCCUGCGCGGUGACUCGUGCUGUGGCUCGUGCGCAGGUAGAGGAUUCAUCUGGUGUUCCUGUGGUGUUGGCGAAGAUGGUCAUUCCAGUGUUACCAGCGCCAUUGUCGGUGGAUGGGGUCAUUGAGGCUCAGAAAGAGGACGCCACCUUGGAAGGGUGUUUGUCGAUGAUUGUGGAUGAUCAGGGUGUGGAGCGUGACUAUUUUAUCCAAGACGGGUUGCCUCUUGCAGGUACUGCGUCCGGUCAAGUGGUGGUGCAUACCCAAUCUGUUGGUACUCCUUUUGAACACCAGAUCAUUGACUGUGUUGGGCCCCUGCCGGAGUCAGGGUCUGGCAUUGGGUUGAAGCGAGAUUGGGCAGAGGGUUUACCAUGGCUCUUGCUGGCGGCACGGGCAGUCGUGCAGGAAAGUACGGGAUUUGGUCCUAGUGACCUCGUCUUUGGUCACAGGGUGCGGACACCUCUGUCUGUCUUGGGCAGUGAGUUGGGCGGUACAGAACCACCAGAGAGCUUGGCCGACCAUGUCCAAGGUUUUCAUCGCAAGCUGUUCCUUGCAUGGAAGAUGGCGAGCGAAAAUCGGGGUCGUGCUCUUAAGAGAAUGAAGACACCGUAUGACCGUGGCCGGGAAAAUGUAAUGGAGUGAGGGUGAAUGUCUGUCUGUUUCAUGUCAUGUCGUGGUCCGCUUCAGGUGUCCCGUGUAUCCAGGCGCCGGAUAUGCGGGAGAGUGGAGGCGGUAUUAAGGUUGUGAGUAUGACUGUUUGUGGAGUGUUUGGCUGUUGGUUUGAUGUGCAUUUUUUUGGAACAGGUGUGUCUUCCUCUGGGCCUCUGUGUUAUUAAAAAUAUGUUUUUUUUUAUGGGUUUAUGUGGGCAAGGAUAUACACCUGAUAAAGUCACUUGUGGUGAUUGGUAUUGUGUAAUGUUUUUCCCAGAACCCAAUGAGGUGGGCUCCUGUCUUUUGGGGGGGAGUGAUGUGACGCCCCGCUCUGUUCAUUGAGCGCUAGGCCUAUUCCCCCCUCUGCCUGUAGGGUAUAGGAAUAGGCUUGUAUGCUGUUUAUGUGUUGUACUGCUCUCUUUGGCCUGUAGGAGGAGCUUGAGUGUUCCCGGUGUAACAAGGGAAUUGCACGCAGCCGUGUGCUGGCUGCCGGGGAUAAAGGCAGCGUCCUGUGGCCCAAUUCGCUCUCUCUCUCUAGACGCGGUUUGACGGCUGGAUGCAGCGGUCGCAAUGUAUUCUCUGCGCCCGUGUGUAUUUAUGGAAACUGCCUGUCAAUAAAUAUCAUUAUUGUAUUGAGCGUUACCCGACGGUGUCUGUUUCCCUAUGUUCGACGCCUUUGAGCCAAGGCGUUUG